UAGAGCAUGCGCUAACUACUACCCUACGCUUGUCCUCCUUAAAGACUUGUCUUCUGGGCACAGGGACACGGAGACGAGCCAAGAACUAAGUAGGAUGCUAGAAGAACAUGAAAAAGCGAAGCAAAUAAUAAAGGAACUUUUUUACGUUAUAGGCUGUAUUUAGACUCCAGUAGCCGCAGCUGGACUGGAGCAACAACAAAGGCAAGUCAGUGGAGGGAAAGAAAGAAGCGUUUAGUACCUGUCUUUUUUGAAGUGAAAAUACGUGUGUGUGAGAGAGAUAGAGAGAGAGCGAGAGAGAGAGAGAGGGGAGAAAAGUGUGUUUAGAGAGAGUGAGAAGUGAUGGCGGGGUGUUGUUUGUCCGCGGAGGAGAAGGAGCGCAGGAGGAUCAAUCAGGAGAUCGACAAGCAGCUCCGGCGUGAUAAGAAUGACUCCAGGAGAGAGCUCAAGCUCCUGCUGCUGGGUACUGGUGAGAGCGGGAAGAGUACCUUUAUUAAACAGAUGCGCAUCAUUCAUGGCGCCGGCUACACUGAGGAAGACAAGAAAACUUUCACGAAGCUGGUGUUCCAGAACAUCAUCACGGCCAUGCAGUCCAUGAUCAGAGCUAUGGAGACGCUGUCAAUAUCACUGGGCAGUGCUGACAACCAGCCCCAUGCUGAUUUGCUGAUCGAGGUGGAUGUUGAUAAGAUGAUGGAGUUGGAGGAAAGCUAUGUGGAAGCCAUCCGCUGCCUGUGGAAGGACCCAGGCAUCAUUGAAUGUUACGACCGCCGUCGGGAAUACCAGCUAACUGACUCUGCCAAAUAUUACCUGAGUGAUCUGGAACGCAUUGCUGAUCCAGCAUAUUUGCCCACUGAGCAAGACAUCCUGAGGGUACGAGUGCCCACCACUGGUAUCAUCGAGUACCCGUUUGACCUGGAAAACGUCAUCUUCAGGAUGGUGGAUGUGGGAGGACAGAGGUCCGAGCGCAGGAAGUGGAUCCACUGCUUUGAGAACGUGACCUCCAUUAUCUUCUUAGUGGCGUUGAGCGAAUACGACCAAGUCCUCGUUGAGUGCGACAACGAGAACCGUAUGGAGGAGAGUAAAGCUCUGUUUAAGACCAUCAUCACGUACCCAUGGUUCCAGCAGUCUUCAGUCAUCCUCUUCCUCAAUAAAACGGACAUUCUGAAGGAGAAGAUCGUCUAUUCCCACCUCGCCACUUACUUUCCAGAGUUCACAGGUCCCCAGGGUGACCCUAAAGCAGCGCAGGAGUUUAUUCUGAAGAUGUACCAGGAGCAGAACCCCGACAAAGACAAGACCGUGUACUCUCACUUCACGUGCGCCACGGACACCGAGAACAUCCGCCUGAUCUUCGCCGCAGUGAAGGACACCAUCCUGAGAAGCAAUCUGAAAGAUUUCAAUCUAGUCUAAACCAGGUUUUGAGCCUCAAGCCCGAACUAAGCCUUAACCUCUUCCUCUUUGACCUUCUUUGACAGACCUUUCUUCACAUUUUCUCCCGGUCUUUAUUCUGGAUGGCAAAAAGAACCUCCAGAAGUGUUUAGUGGAAGGACUCAGGGACUGAAUUGGGAUUGGAGAUUCGGGAUCACACUUCACUGUGGCCUUAUUCUGAGUGUGAAGAAAUGGUUUGUCUCUUUUUGGAUCUUCUUCUGAGGUUGUAACACACUAAAUAGACUAAGGUAAUUCAGACGUAGCUGCUGAGUAUUGAGUUGCUGAAUGUAGUGGUGAUUUUGGGAAAGGGCGUGAUGUUUAAGAUUUUAUUAUUUUUAAUACCUAAAAUAAGGGCACAAUUUUCCGAAUGUACGGAAAUGCUUACAAAGGAGCAAAAUAACAGAAGUGCAAAAAAAAAAAAAAAAAAAAAAAGUUUACAUUUGUAGCAAUAUGCUCAAACACAAAAACAAUUGUGAGGAGAAAAUACCUUCAAUGUGCCUUAACUUAGUUACACUUACCUUAAGUCGAAUUGUGAAAGGUCAACUUUAUUGCUAUUUAUUUUUAGUUUAAACAACAAUGUAAAUUUCUUUCAAAUAGAACUUGUUUUUUUUUUCCUUUGGAAAAAGAAACCCUAUACUGUUUUCCUCCUCUCGCGAUGAAACUUUAAAUGCUGUUGAGAAUGCUUUGGAGAUUGUCUGAGAAAGUAAAACCAUCUUUACUCCCUUUGACGACAUCUUUGACGAAAGUUGUAAAGGCUUCCUGGUGUAUAAAAUGUGUAGUUAAUGUAUUUUGUGAUAUUUCUUCCACAGAUUUAUCUUCUCUGAACUUAAACUAAAUGUUAUGCUUAGACUGAAUAAAUAAGAAAUACCUUGUACUCUCAAACUGUGCCUUAACUCUGCUGUAAACUAAUAAAGCAUUUUUUAAAAGGU
Molecule: messenger RNA, 2351 nt
Organism: Ictalurus punctatus (channel catfish)
Lineage: Eukaryota; Metazoa; Chordata; Actinopteri; Siluriformes; Ictaluridae
Gene: gna14a
Product: guanine nucleotide binding protein (G protein), alpha 14a
Exons: 7
Coding region: 340-1404 (354 amino acids)
Biological process (GO): phospholipase C-activating dopamine receptor signaling pathway; action potential; adenylate cyclase-modulating G protein-coupled receptor signaling pathway
Cellular component (GO): heterotrimeric G-protein complex
Molecular function (GO): G-protein beta/gamma-subunit complex binding; guanyl nucleotide binding; G protein-coupled receptor binding
Source: RefSeq, a predicted model, not a curated record